AUGACUAUGGCGGUCGGAUUCUUGUCGCUUCCUACAGAGCUCAUAUGUCACAUUCUAAUCCUCCUUAACCCCAGGGAUAUUAGUCGCUGUGCACUGGGCUUGACUAGUACUGGGACCGCUACCAUGAAUCCGACCGGCGUUUCCAAAAAGACUCUGUGUUCGCUCAAGAAAUUAGCAUCUUUGUGGCGAUCCGAUUUCCAUGCAUCCACCACCUUUGAAACAGUGGUCACUACUGUUGCCAAAUGGGAACGCAUGUUACCGAUCCAAGAUGUGAAAUGUGGGCUUUGGUGGUUACACUCGCUGGAAGAAUACAAAUUCUACAUUCAGGGUUGUGGCACGAAUCCUACACUCUCCCGGACAUGGUCUAUCGGUGAUACCGAGGGCUUUUUUACCUUCGACCCUCUGCAGGAUCUUAUGGUUGUGUGUUCUGAACCUGAUGAUGAUGUCACUGUGACCGAUGCAACACAAGAUUACCAUUGUCCACAUCCAAGUGCUGCGUGCACUUCCUUGGAGUGCAAGCAUACCUUUGACUCGGAUGCACCUGGCUAUUACCGUGCUGUUUUGUCACCGCCUGUAAUCUACGGUGAUCACGUAUUUGUCUUCUAUGACAUAGAGGACACGGGUGAUCGCCGCCAUCCUAAGUCUGUGUUCGGCAUGUUCAUACAAGUGAUCAAUUGGAGGAAGGGAUACGUGAAUAGGCAUAAGCAGCAUUUUUUAUGUCAACUGGAUUUCUGCGAGUUAGAUCUCUUCUAUCCAGUGGAUGAACAGAAGUUUGUCAUCAUUGGCCCAGAAUCGAUAUACUUGUACACGUUACAAGGGCUCGAUGGGCCGCCUCAGUGCCGAAUCAUAUAUCACCUUCCCAAUGUCCUCCAUCUAUCAUUAAACGACUCGGAAAUCAUUGUUCAUGGCCACCCGUCACUGCAUGGCAAAGCAGCACACCCAGGACUCAUGCCGAGCUAUGUACCCUCCCUGGAGUCGCAGAUUAUGGUUGUAGAGUUUCUUCCCAAAGCGGGGAAAGACGCUAUCCUAGUCAUCGAUAUGGCCAUCUUCUCUGACACGGCCCUGCGCUCAGAUAUGCUCGUCGACAUUCCCUGGUCAGAUUGGGGACCUCAGUAUGCGUACUACUUUCCGCACCACGAAAGCUACGAUAUCAGCGUGUUUGGCAGCAAAAUGGCCUAUGCUCUUCCCCAAGAUCAUAUUCGUGAUCCUGGUCAAACACUGGAAGGACUCUCCAGUGAGGGUUACUUCUAUGUGCAUAUCUGGGACUUCAAUAAGCGAGUCAUUGCUCGUUCGGAAAGUGUCAACGAUCCUGACUCACCGGAUCUUCGUAUUUGCAAGUCGGGUCAGAUGAUUGACUCCUUUGGUGAAGACAUCUUCUCGAAUGCAUACAUCGCAACGGUCUGUUGUACGCCAUUUCCGACAGCUGGCUCCAGGAUAUUCUUGGAACAGGAUCGGCUUACUGUGACAUGGGCUCGGCAUGAUGAGAUUAGUAUUCGGGUCAUUUCCCCCACUCAGACGGAGGUUGACCCGGACCUUACAGAAUAG
This is a messenger RNA of Suillus plorans, 1545 nucleotides long. RefSeq lists its product as uncharacterized. Lineage: Eukaryota; Fungi; Basidiomycota; Agaricomycetes; Boletales; Suillaceae. The coding region runs from base 1 to 1545 and encodes 514 amino acids. Gene Ontology annotation, molecular function: protein binding. The transcript has 5 exons. The record is from RefSeq and is a predicted model, not a curated record.